Messenger RNA from Neoarius graeffei (lesser salmon catfish), 1294 nucleotides. RefSeq names its product 3-mercaptopyruvate sulfurtransferase-like. Gene Ontology annotation, biological process: transsulfuration. The coding region runs from base 42 to 941 and encodes 299 amino acids. The record is from RefSeq and is a predicted model, not a curated record. Gene Ontology annotation, cellular component: mitochondrion. Gene Ontology annotation, molecular function: thiosulfate-cyanide sulfurtransferase activity. The transcript has 2 exons. Lineage: Eukaryota; Metazoa; Chordata; Actinopteri; Siluriformes; Ariidae.
CGAUUCUUUGCUGACUCAAACGUCAAGAGGAACCGAGUGUCAUGGCGGCUCAGGUGGAGGCUGUAGUUGGAGCUCAGUGGUUGGCUGAGGCGGUCAGAAACAAGCUCGUGGGUCCGAGUCUGCGGGUUCUGGACGCCUCAUGGUACCUCCCGCAACUCAAACGGAACGCGCGUGAGGAGUUCGCGCAGCGUCACAUCCCGGGCGCGUCGUUCUUCGAUAUCGAUGAGUGCUGCGACACCUCGUCCCCGUUCGAUCACAUGCUGCCCGCGGAGCGCGACUUCUCCGAGUACGUGGGGAAUCUGGGAAUCGGGAACGACACGCACGUGGUCGUGUACGACUGCAGCGACCUGGGCUCGUUCGCGGCGCCGCGCGUGUGGUGGAUGUUCCGCUUGUUCGGCCACCGCUCCGUGUCCGUGCUGGACGGCGGGAUGAAGAACUGGCUGUGUGAGCGGCACCCGGUCACUGACCUGCCGUCCGCACCGGAGCGCGCGCGCUUCACAGCCCACAAGAACGCGGCGUGGGUGAAGACGUACGAGGACGUCCUGCAGAACCUCACCGACCGGAAGUUCCAGCUGGUCGAUGGGAGAGUGGAGGGCCGCUUCCGGGGACUCGAACCCGAACCGCGCGAAGGUACGGAACCUGGCCACAUCCCCGGCAGCAUCAACAUGCCCUUUCCUUCCUUCAUGGAGUCCUCAGGACUGGAGCGUCCGGUGGAGGAGUUGAUGGCGAUGUUCCGGGAUGCAGGCGUCGACCUUCAGAAACCCUUCUGGAUAACAUGCGGUUCGGGUGUCACAGCGUGCCACAUUGCACUCGCAGCGCACCUGUGCGGACACCCAGGUGUGUGCCUGUACGACGGCUCGUGGUCCGAGUGGUUCGCCAGGGCGGCGCCGGAGCACAUCAUCUCUGAGGGAAAAGGCAAACCGCGAGAGACAAAACAGUGAAGAUUUCAGCUUGGGUUGCACGGAUAUGAUGAAAGUGCACAGUGCCUUGUGUAUUGCUUUAACUAAUUAGCUCUUUGCUUCAUCAUGUUUUAAUUCACAUUAAUGACAGGAAGUGAAGUCGUAUAUAGAAGAAUCUAGAUGAAGGACCCUUCAUAGGUCACAAACUGAGCACACUACGUACUGAAUUGUUUAAAAUACUACACUUGAGGAAACUGUAGCUUUGCUAAUCUGCUAAGAAUCUGUUGUUUUUGGUGUUAAUAAAAUUUACCUUAAAUGAGAUUAUUUUCUUAGUAUCAUUUGAUUAAUAUAAGAAAUUGUAAUAAUAAAGCAAAUAAAGAGGAAAAUUACAUGUU